Messenger RNA from Myotis lucifugus (little brown bat), 4925 nucleotides. RefSeq names its product phosphoprotein membrane anchor with glycosphingolipid microdomains 1 (gene PAG1). NCBI's taxonomy places the organism in Eukaryota, Metazoa, Chordata, Mammalia, Chiroptera, Vespertilionidae. Bases 1559 to 2815 code for a protein of 418 amino acids. Gene Ontology annotation, cellular component: plasma membrane; membrane raft. The transcript has 8 exons. The record is from RefSeq and is a predicted model, not a curated record. Gene Ontology annotation, biological process: negative regulation of T cell activation; intracellular signal transduction.
GUCCCACUGCACAGACUCACAUACAAAUUACGUUCAUGUUUCAAUGAAUAGAUUCCUGCGGGUCGAUAGCCUCAGCCAAUGACCAUUUUCCAACGACUCGGCAGUUUGGGGCAGAACGAGGAGGGGGAGACUCGCGCAGAAGCGUGGCCCUGGUGGAGACCGUGUGGAGAACAUGCGUGCCAGCCCCCUUCGUGUUUAUCAUGGGAACAAUAACCCCUAAUUUGUAGAAGUUGUAUAGAAUAGAAAUAAUCCUUGCGCAGCACCUGGCUGGUGGUAGAUGCUUAGGAAAUUGUGGUGGCAGUGGUCCUUGAUGUACUAGUAAUAAUAACCACGUGUUUGAGGCAUGAUGCUUGGCAUGUGGUCCCUGGCUCUGUGGGGUGUUCUGAGGUUGUCCUUGGCACUCACAGGUGCUGCGCCCGCCAGGUGUGGGAAGAGGGGUCUCGGUCUUGGUCAGUGAGGGGCUCUUCUUUAGAUGCCAUGUUUCCUGUCAGAUGCAAUGGUGACUGGGUGGCAUUGAGAAAAGGGGGCAGCAGUCAUGCGAGUAUUCACGACAGCAUGUUUUUUUGAAAGUGAAAAUUUGGAAACAAUUUGCCUCAAUAAUGAGAAAGUGACUAAGGAUAUAAAAAUUUAUACUUCUUUGUCAUUUUUUAAAUGACAUGUUUUGCAGUCUGUUUUGAAACAUGGAAAUGCAUAUUUGACAUAAUAACUGAAAAUGGUACAAGCAGUAUUGCUUCGCCGAUGGCAACUUUGGAAAUGUUUCUAAGACAUGGAAGAUCAAAGGAACCUUCACAAUGCAGUAAACGGGGUUUUAAUAUUCACGGUUUCUCUGUUUUCCACAGGGUUGGUCAGCUUGGUAGGAACUGUUAUGACCUAUCUGUCGUAAGAAUGUAAUCACCUUCAUUUUCUCCUUCUGAUGAAAAAGUGCGUUCUGUGGCCUAACGACAGCCGUCACGAUGGACUUUUGGGCUAAACUUAUUUUGUAAAUUAGACCUCUUCUGUGGUUUUUGUUUGUUUGUCUGUUUGUUUUUUCUGGGUUGCCAAAAUUUUGUGUAGCUACAAUAAAACAAAGAAGGUCAAGGGUUGAAGAGAAGAUUUAGGCUUUCAAUUAACCCGGCACAGAGACAUGCAUAAGUAGAUGAACCCGUCUAGUCAUUUGCAUGGCAUUAGUGGUCCUGAUGGUUUCAAAAAGUCCAAGUAGUUUUAAGGGUACCUGACAGCGAUUUGUUAGAUGAGGACUUCUCUGUCCUCUCCCUUCCAUUUCCUCUGUCGCGUCUCCCAGGGAACCAACUUCUCAGCACCCACUUUGGAGAAGAAUGUCGUCAAGCUGUGGAUGAUGCUUCACUGGGUCAGGGUAACUCCGGCGUCCACCAACAUCAGAGCCAGCUUAAGGCAGCAAGGAGGAGGGAGCUCUCGCAGCAUUUCAGAGCCACGGCACUGCCAGCGCUGGGAAGGGUUGCAAGGACAGUUUUCUCCAAGGUUGGUCUCUGCGGCGGACGCAGCCCUCGGCCUGAUGCCACCAGGUCUGGAGGACUGACCGACGCUCACUCCGGCUCCCGCCAUGGGGCCCUCCGGGAGCCUGCUGGGUGGACACCUGCAGAUUGCCCUGUGGGGAAGCUUGGCAGCUGCCGCCACCUUCUUCCUCAUCACCUUCCUCAUCUUCCUGUGCUCCAGCUGUGACAGAGAAAAGAAGCCGAGACAGUACAGCGGAGACCAUGAGAACCUGAUGAACGUGCCUUCGGACAAGGAGGUGUUCAGCCGCUCGGUGACCAGCCUGGCCACGGACGCGCCCCUCAGCAGCGACCAGAACGGCGCACUCACCAACGGGGACAUCGCCUCGGAAGGCAGUGCCGGGACCUGCGCGCAGCAUUACGAGGAGGUGCUGGCCGCCGCCUCCGACCUGCUGGACGCCCAGGACGGCUCGGGGAAGCCCAAGGGCCACCAGAGCCGGGAGCUGCCCCAGAUCCCCCCGGACAGCGCCGUGGACACGCUGGCCAGCACCGGGAGCGUGGACGGGGACCAGGGGGCAGGGGCAGAAGGGCCCUACGAGGUGCUCAAGGACAGCUCCUCCCAGGAGAACAUGGUGGAGGACUGUCUGUAUGAGACGGUGAAGGAGAUCAAGGAGGCGGCCGCACCCCCGGGCAAAGGCCCCGGCGGCCGGUCCAGGGCGGCCCCCGCUCCCAAGGAGCCGCCGGCGCCCCAGGCCCCGGGCAGAGCCGACUUCGCGGAGUACGCCUCGGUGGACAGGAACAAAAAGUGUCGGCAGAGCAUGAACGUGGACAGUGUGCUGGGCCCUGCCCGGGACGCAGAGGAGGAGGCCCCACCGCCGGUGCCCGUGAAACUUCUGGACAAGAACGAGAACCUGCAGGCGCAGGACAACAGCGCCUCAGAGGGGACCCAAGAGACCAACAAGAGGUUCAGUGCCCUGUCGUACAAGUCCCGCGAGGAAGACCCGACGCUCACAGACGAAGAGAUCUCGGCCAUGUACUCAUCUGUCAAUAAACCUGGGCAGUCGCUCAAAGUGCCCGAGUCCAGCGACACCUGCAGCCCAGGAGCUGCCCGGAGGUCCCCAUCGUCCUGCAAUGACCUCUAUGCAACCGUCAAAGACUUCGAGCAGCCUCCCAGCGGCGCGGGCACACUGGCCCCAGCAGCCAGGCCCCGGGAGCCCGAGCCCGACUACGAGGCCAUCCAGGCUCUGAGCAGAGAGGACGAGAAGGCCACCCUGGAGCCCAGCAGCCUGCGCGGCCCCUUCCCAAAGGAGAACGACUACGAGAGCAUCGGGGACUUGCAGCAGUGCCGGGAGGUCACCAGGCUCUAGCAGCCCCGGCAGCGGUCGAUCGGGGACAGGAGACCAGGGCGCUGUCCCUUCGAGUCACGUGCUGCUUCCUUGGCCGAGGGCAUGAAGACUCCAGGACGGAACAGGAAGGCGCACACCUGGCUGCCAGGGCACCCUGUCUGCCAGGCACGGCCACACCCGGCACAAGUCCCCGUGUUCCCACACCCUCGGACGGGUCCCAGCGUUGGGAUGUGCCGUUUGGAAGAACCAGGUUCCCUUGUUUCUACUCUUGGGGCGUUUGCUCUGGUCCCCUUGAAAUCGCCCCAUUUCUACUGGCUCCUUCCAAGGAAAUCGCCCCCAGGGCUUGGCCUUUGCCUUCAACGUAGGUGUUUUCAGAUGGUGUUUUCAGAUCUGUGGUUGCCACUCCCGACGGAUCACCCAGCGUCUUCUGGGGACGCCCUCGAGGGCCUUGGGUCUCCGUGCCUUCUGAUCCGGGCACUCCACGUCAGCAGCUUCUCCCAAAGGACUUGAAGUCACUUUUAGAUGCUUUAUUUUAUUUUUCUAGCCAAAAUGCCCCCCCCCCACCCGGUGUUUGAAACUUCAGAACCUUUGCAGUAUUUGCGGUGAGUGCUGUGGUACUUCCAUACUUGUUGGAGCCCGGAGCCCAUUCCUCCAGCACACAGCUGGACGCCGUGACGCCGCCUGGCAGGGCUGUGGACUUGACCGUGGGUCUCUGAGGAUCUGUGCGGCCACACCAGCUGCGCCGGGCCCUCACGUUAACGGCCACCCUAAGGUAAUCUAGCUGAGAUUAAAAUGUAAACAUUUAUUUUUGUUAUCUAAAUUUAUAAGAUGUCUUAUGUUUAAUGCCUAAUUUCUAGAAAGUGUCAGAAAAAAUGUAUAUUAACUAUUUUGAUUUUAUGUACAAUGAUUUAUACUCUCAUUUUGAAAAAAAUCACCACAAAGCACAUAAGCUAGGUACUUACUAGUCAUCAUUAUCGUUUUUCUAAUGAAGUAUUUAAAACAUUGAAGGUUUUUAAAGACUCAGACUUUUCAAAUGGUACUUGGAGCUCUUGGUCAAAAUCACCUAGCUCUCGCAGGAAUCAGUGGAAUAACCAUAAAUGGUCGUUUUCAGUGGUUUGUGAUGAGAAAUAUGUAAAAAUUUGAGAUGGUGAAACGGGAAAGAAGAACAAAGCCUGACUGAGGGCGCCUGGACCACUUCCCUCAGGGCCACUCCGCGGCGGGCUCCCGGGAAGGCAGCGUGAUGAGCGUCACUGGGGGAGCAGGGGGUCUACCGGAUUCUCUCCCCUUCACUCUACAGAGCUCGGUGUCGGCAGUUACUCAGGUCGAGAGAUCACCCUGGUUUGAGUUUAACCAUCUCUUUGGAGGUCAUGAGGCCAACUGUGGGACUUGCUCACUUUUCACUCUAAAAGGAGCCCCGUGGGCCAGGCCAGCGUCGGAGGUGGCUGUCCAGAGGCCCCUGGCACCUGGGAGGGCUCGUCACUGGUGUGUCAUCACUGUUUACACCUUACAGUUCAGUAUUUCAUAAAUCCCAUCACUUUUACUGUAUUUGUUGCAAAAUCUGUGCUACAGUCUUUGAAUUGGACAAAAGCCAUGACUUCUCUCAAAAAGGUUUUUAUAUUUAAAUGCUACAGUUUAAACAUAUGAAAGGUAAUUCUCAAAAAAAAUUGCUGUAUCUUUAAAAUUCAACUUUGGCAUCCAUAUUAGGCAUUGCAUUACAAUAACUUAGGUUAUGUAAAAUUAUACAAAAAGAUAAAAAUAAUUUUUAGGAAAACCUUUUCAUCUCCUAAAUCAGAAUUAUAAACUUAUCUUGCUUAAAAAUAGGAUCUUUGUCGUUGUUCCGAUAUUUGUUACAUUUAAAAGAAUUUCUUCCCGCUGCUUUGACUAUUUCUCGGAUACAGUGAGCAGGAAAGUGUCGCCUGUUUUAUGUGAAAUGUUUGGGUCCAUGUUGUAGGUGUUUCCACGUGCAUUUUUCCCCUGCCUGCGCACUCUGGAAGUUGCUGCUCUCCUUCAUGGGGAAAAAGCAAAUUACUGAUUUCUUUGCUCUCAAAAUCCAAGAGUUCAUUUGAAUUGAGAGCUAAUUAGCAAUAGGUAGUCAACACAAAGAAAUAAAACACAACCUCUGUUUCUCAUA